AUGGCUUCCGCGGCGGCCCAGACCAAGGAACACGAAGCGGCCACGUCUCUGCAGGAGCUGCAUGGAGGAGGUGGGCUGCGUGACCUGGGCCGAAUGGACCACGACGAUGUGGGGGUGCCUGGCACGGGGCGCCCACAGCUGUGUUCGGCUCUGGGAAGUUGUCCCCAGAGCUCCAAGCACAACAGAGGUCAGAAGUUGCUGAACAAGGUCCUGUACUCCAUCUCCCACGUGGAGAGACAGGAGGCCAACAGAGGCCGCUGUUGGCCCAGGGUGAAAAAGCCAUCUAACCUGAUCGAGUAUGAUGUCCACGUUGGGUGGAGGGCCCAGGAGGACACGCUGCAGAAGCUGGUGGACCACCUGGUGCCAGCCUUCCUGGGCUUUGAGCCCUCGUAUGUUCCCGCCUUCCUGAGAAGCUACAGAGCUUUUGCCACCACCGGGCAGGUGCUGAACGCACUGUUAGGAAGGUUCCCAUGGUUCCCUCCUACUGAUGAAGGUGUACUCCAGGAUGCAGUCAAACGUGCUAUCUCGUCCAUCCUGGCCACCUGGCUGGAGCAAUACCCGGAAGAUUUCGAUCAUCCCCCGCAGUACACCAGUCUGCACGUGCUGCUGGACUAUGCACAGCUCCUCCUGCGUGACUCAGAGCUGGGGCACCGUGUGCAACUCCUCCUGGGACAAUUGCAGCACCCGGAGCCCACUGAGGCAGAACUAGAGGGGCCAGCGGAAGCUCCAAUUCCACAACAAGAGCUUGUGCCACCUCCAUCUCUGUUGCCAGAUGGAGCUCCACAGCCAGAACAGGCUCACACACCAGCUCUGGAAACCUCCAGGGAGCUCACACCAGACCCCACUGUGGCAACAGCUCCUGCUGCAGAGCCAGCGAAUGCCGCAGAUUCAGAUCCAGACCCCACCCCAGUCUCUGACCUACUGCAACCUUGUGGGCAGGAAAUGCCUGUUGCUGAGUCCCAAGACCUUGAGCUCUUUGCAGCUCCACAGCUGGCACCUGUCCCUGGGCCAGCGCUCACAGCCCCCUCCCUUACUACACAAUAUGUAGUAAUGUUCAUCUUUCUCCUUUACCUCCGCAUAAGAAAUUACUAUUCAGUAUACUAUAAAAUUCACUUUUAAUAAAAUUUACUAUUUUAACUUUUUAAGGUA
Oryctolagus cuniculus (rabbit) is the source of this 1149-nucleotide messenger RNA. RefSeq names its product ral guanine nucleotide dissociation stimulator. The record is from RefSeq and is a predicted model, not a curated record. NCBI's taxonomy places the organism in Eukaryota, Metazoa, Chordata, Mammalia, Lagomorpha, Leporidae.